Molecule: messenger RNA, 1550 nt
Organism: Orbicella faveolata
Lineage: Eukaryota; Metazoa; Cnidaria; Anthozoa; Scleractinia; Merulinidae
Biological process (GO): amino acid catabolic process
Molecular function (GO): L-amino-acid oxidase activity
Source: RefSeq, a predicted model, not a curated record
UAACUCUAUUGAGAUCCUAAUAAAAUCUCUUUGAUAUCUACAGCUGAGAAUUCACGAUGACGACAAAGACAGAUCGAGACGUCGCCAAGCGAUUGGGCAGGGUUUUGUUAAAGAACGAACCAAACUGGAUUACUGGAGAUCUAGGGAACUAUGUGAAUGAUGCACACAAAAGCCCACUCCCUACAGUGGCUAUGUUUCAAGCCCCCAGAGAACCUGAAAAAGUCAAAAAGCAUAAGAUUGAAGAAGAGCAAGGACCUGUUCAACAGAGCGAUCUUUUAAAACCACUGUUGAUGGAUAUCGCCAGAGAGGGCCUAAAUUACGCUUUUCAAAAAUGGAUCCAGAAUAUGGAGGACCCUGAGCGGCAUUCAAAGACGCAAAAGCCGAAGAAAGUGAUUGUGGUUGGAGCCGGAAUGGCAGGGCUAGUCGCUGCAUUUGAGCUGGCGCAAGUUGGACACGACGUGACAGUAUUAGAGAGCCAGACGCGAGUAGGAGGCAGAGUUUACACCCUUGGGGAAAAAGAUGGUUUUGCAAAGGGACUCCACGCUGAGGCUGGUGCCAUGAGGCUACCAUGUCUCCCUGAUGCGAGGACCAAGACCCAUUUUCUCACAGAUUUUUAUGCUUCUGAGGAGCGGUUCAACCUACCCUUGGCACAUUUUGCCAACUACAGUGAGAAAGCUUAUCUCAAGUUUUAUAACGAAAACGCUGUUCGUAUAGAAGAAUGGAAUAAAGAUCCUUUGACCUGGAUGGACAAACUUUGGCCUGGAUGGGAUGCUACUUUAAUUAAAAAUGGAGUGAAAGGCAUCACAAGUAUCGAUGAAUAUUAUAAUCGCACCACUAAAGUGGUAACAGACACGCUGCUUGAUUUGCUUAACGAUCCCAGCGUUAAACCAANUUCGUCUCUUGCUGCAAAGUACCUUUAUGAAUAUUACAAUCGCACCACUAAAGUUGUAACAGAUCAACUGCUUGAUUUGCUCAACGAUCCCAGCGUUAAACCAAGCGAUGCCUGGAAUCAGUGGAUUGAUCUCUGGAGUCAGUUUUCACUUGAUGGCUUCUUACAAAGUACCUACGAAGCAGUGAUGACAAAAGUCGAGAAAAAAGUUCUCGAAAAAAAACAAAGCAUCUCUUUGACAAGCCUUGAAGAGCUCAAGAAGUACCUUCCCUGGCCUGAUGCUGCCAUCACUGCCUACUCUGUCUUCUCCUACACAGAGCAGCUUGAUCAAAGCCUUGUGCAAUACCUCCGUGAUCAACUGGGACAGUGGUGGUCAUCAGACAUGCACUGCAUCAAAGGUGGGAUGUCUUUGUUACCAGAAGCCUUCACCGAAAAAAACAACGGAGGAUGGAAUCCUGAAGUUUUCCUUCACGAUAGAAUUCACUUCAACCGUACAGUCAAAGAAAUCAUCUACAAAUUUGACGAAGAUGAUACUGAAAAUAAUCACGUGUUUGGAUUUCGACAUUCAAGCACAAGCUGUUUGCUACCUUGCUGCCUGACGGAAGUUGCAACCGGUAAGGACAUACAAGUAGAAGUCUUGUUUCUGUUGGCAGUCAAAUAA